CUGCACGCGAACGCGGCAUUAAAGCGACACUGGUGCCAAACUGGAUCCAGUUCAUAUUGAUCCAGAGCGACGGUCGUAGAGUGAGGGGCGAUGUUUGAAAAUGUCCCAACAGUGUCCUCGGCGGAGCGCCAGCAGGUGCUGGGAGCUCUGGAGCGUCUGCAGGCCAAACUGGUCCAGCGGGAGGAGUGGACCCACAGUGAGACGGUGGGAAACCUGAGGGAGACCCUGCAGAGUCCGUUGUUCAGCCACAUCCUGACCCUGCAGCACUCCAUCAAACAGCUCCGGAACCAGCUGAGCAGCAUGCCGCCUGAUGCCAGCAGUGACUUCAGUUUCUCCAAAAAGGGUCAGCUAAUCAUGAGCGCCGUCAAUCCAGCCAGCAGCCUGGCCACGCCCACCUCUUCCACCUCUUCCUCCUCCCUCCUGACCAACGGCACGUCUCCGCCCAUUCACCAGACUCCGCCCUCUUCUGACCCCAUCCUGCAGAAGUGGAUCCUUGCUGCUGCCAAGGGCCGUCACACCGAGCUGUGUCAGCUGACUCGGCCUCUGUCCGGAGGCCUUGGCUUCAGCGUGGUCGGCCUGAAUCCCGCGGGAAGCAGCAGUCAGGGCGUCUUCGUCAAACACAUCCAGACUGGAGGUAUCGCACACAGGGACGGGCGUCUCCAGGAGAGGGACCAGGUCCUGGUGAUAAACGGGGUUCCUCUGGAGCCGGGGAUCAGCCAGCGGCAGGCGCUGACCCUCCUGCAGCAGCCAGGGGAGACGGUGGAGCUGGUGGUGGCCCGGGACCGGCCCCUGGACCGGCCCCUGGACCGGCCCCUGGACCGGCCCCUGGACCGGCCCCUGGACGCGUCAUCGCCGCCUCCCGCCGCCUCCGUCGGCACGGACCAGUGGGGGCACGUGGAGGAAAUCGAGCUGGUGAACGAUGGAUCUGGUUUGGGCUUCGGCAUCGUGGGAGGGAGGACGGCCGGAGUGGUGGUCAGGACGCUCAUCCCAGACAGCGUGGCGGACAAGGACGGGCGUCUUCGCACAGGUGACCAUAUCCUUCGCAUUGGGGCAACGCCCACCAGCGGCCUCACCAGCGACCAGGUCGUCAAGGUGCUGCAAGGGUGUGGAAGCCAAGUGACAUUGCUGAUCGCCAGAGAUCCCCGGGGUCAAAGGUCAACAGGCCCGCCUCCCCCACCGCCUCCUGACUCGGCCCCUGUCUCCUCCUUACCCGCCCGUCCCCCGGCCAUACCACCCCAACGCCGGCACAGCAAAACGCCCAAUCUGGAGGGAUAUGAGAUCCACGAGGUUCCUAUAACCAAGAACGACGGCCAGAGCCUCGGCAUCUCCAUCAUCGGCUACAACCCCCUGACCAGCCAAGAUGCAGUAGGUGUGUUUGUGAAACAUGUGGUUCCAGGCAGCGCUGCAGACCACAGCGGAAACAUCCGAAUCCACGACCGACUGCUCGCUUUGGACGGUGUCAGUCUCCACGGGCUGACCAAUCAGGAGGUUAUGGAGGUGAUGAGGAAGACGGGUCGCACAGUGGUUCUCAGUGUGGUCAGGAAGAAACUCAGAACCCUGGAGAGAUCCCUGGAUAAAGUGGAGAGGGAGUCGUCUCGCCUGUCAGCGAGGAGGUCGGUGGAGGUCCGAGCUCGCUCGUCUGGGGUUUGCUUAAUGACGCCAAGUCUGGAACCGACGUACCCGAACGCAGCACAGCUAGACAGGGAAUUGUGGGCUAAAUGGGAGCAGGCGCUGGGACCGAAGUACCAAGUUCUGGUGGUGAAGUUGGAUCCUGUUAUCGAAGACGAUGCAGAGCUGCAAAAAUCCUCCAAGCUGCUGCCCGUCCACACCGUGCGUCUUGGUGUGGAGCUGGACUCGUUCGAUGGGCACCACUACAUCUCCUCGGUGGUUCCCGGGGGCCCCGUGGAAAAACAUGGAGUCUUGAGGCCAGAGGACGAGCUCCUGGAGGUGAAUGACGUUCAGCUGUACGGGAAGUCUCGUCGAGAAGUGGUCUCGUUCCUUAAAGAAGUGCCUCCUCCGUUCACUCUGGUCUGCUGCCGACAUCCGACCUCUGACCUGGAACCUGAACCUGAACCUGAACCUGUUCUACAGCCUGGACCUGGACCAGUAAGACACUCGCAACCCAGUGUGGAGGAGAUGGAGCUGAAGCUGUCGUCGAUGCUCUGCAGAGAGAGCGUCAUUGAACAGCAGCAGGCGGACGGACAGGAGGAGCAGGUAUCCCCUGUUGACGAGAUACUGAUGAAGGCUCACCUUAACCGGGAAGAGGAAGAGGAGGAGGAUGAAGAUGAAGAUGAAGAUGAAGGGGAGCUGGCUCAGUGGUCUCCAGACAUCCAGAUCCUGGAGCUUCAGAAGGAGAGAGACAAAGGCCUCGGCUUCAGCAUCCUCGAUUACCAGGACCCGCUGGAUCCCGGUCGAUGCGUGAUGGUGAUCCGGUCUCUGGUCCCCGGCGGCUCAGCGGAGCGCCACGGCAGACUGCUCCCCGGGGACCAGCUGGUGUCGGUCAACCAGACCCAGUUGGACCCGCUCACCCUGGACCAGGCCUUGGAGGUCCUGAAGUCCGCCCCGCCCGGCACAGUCCGCCUGGGCAUCCGCAAGCCUCUGGCGGUGGUGCAGGGACCAGAGAGGAUCAGCCAGGUGUUCCUCAACAACGCACAACUGCCCAUACCAAAGGGUUUCGGCGACGGCUCCAUCCUACCCGAAGACCUUCGUCAGGAGGAGGAAGGGGAAGAAGAGGAGCCAGAGCUUAUCCUGGACGGAGGUCUGCCUCGCUACUCCUCCUUCCCUCUGACCUCCAAUCUUCUGCCUGCGGAGGAGGGCAGGGAGAUGGCCGUGGAUGAGGAUUUGGAGGAGGAGGAGGAGGAGGAGGUGGUAGUGGUGAAGACACAGGAGAAAGUGGAGGAGAGCAUGGGCUCCCUCCCCAGGAGACCACCUCCGUCUUGGGAGGAGUGGAAGCUCACCUCCAGCCGGUCCAGUAGAGCCGAGGAGGGGAAGCAGCAGGAGGAGGAAGAAGACCAGCAGAGAUCAGACCAAGAAAGCAUUGUGUCCAUAGGAAACCUGAUUGUUGGUAUUUCAGAUUCCAGAGACAGUGACGCAGACUCUGAACUCACGCUGACCGACACAGAGUCCGUCAGGACAAUCGACAGUGAGAGAAGGAGGAGGCGGAGCCAGGGUGGACCAAUCAGAGGAGGCCAAUGCGACCUUCCUGAAAGAGAGGCGGGCGAGGGAGAGGAAACGCCGGCCUUCAGCCACUGGGGACCCCCUCGCAGGGUGGAGGUGUGGCCAGAGGAGGGCCAGUCUUUGGGUCUGAGCAUCGUGGGAGGUUGCCAUGUCAUUAAGCGUCUGAGGAACGGCGAGGAACUGAAGGGAAUCUUCAUCAAACAGGUUCUAAAGAGCAGCCCCGCGGCCAAAACGCAGUGCCUGAAAACCGGAGACAAGAUCCUGGAGGUUUCAGGCGUUGACCUACAAGUGGCCAGUCACGAGGAUGCGGUCAAUGCCAUCAAAUCAGCCCCGAGCCCCGUCGUCUUCAUCGUCCAGAGCCUGUCAGCAACUCCACGACCUGUGUCUGUAAUCGCUCCCAGCUACAAUAAACACAAAGGACAGAGGACAGAGUCUCCGGCACCAGGUGCAGCCCCGCCCUCUCUGAGACAACCCCCGCCCUACAGAAUGCCCAACCAAUUGGAGCAGGGCCCGCAUUCUGACCUGGAGCAGGCCAAAGAGCGUUGGUGUGAGCGUUAUGGAGACCUGCAGGGGGAGCUGCUGUGCGUGGAGCUGGAGAAGGAGCGGCAGGGUUUGGGUCUCAGCCUGGCAGGAAACCGGGAUCGGUCCCGCCUCAGCAUCUUUGUGGUGGGGCUCCAUCCGGGAGGGCCGGCGGCUCGGGACGGACUCAUCCGGGUCGGAGACGAGCUGCUGGAGAUUAACAACCAGGUUCUCUAUGGGCGGAGUCACCAGAACGCCUCGGCCAUUAUUAAGAGCGCCGCCCCCAAGGUGAAACUCAUCCUGCUCAGAAAUGACGACGCUAUAAACCAGAUGGCAGUGCCCCCCUUCGCGUCUCCCCCUCCUCCCCCUGUCCUCGGCCCCGUCGGCCCCGAGUCCGUCUGUCCGGCUCCUCUUGCUGUCUCCGUCCCCACAGACGGACCCCGGCCCACAGACAGACCCCGCCCCCCCGACAGCUUAAGGCUCCCCCCUUCAUCGGACCCGCUGGAAGCGAAGAGUGACGAAGCCGAACCGAACAACAGGAACAGAAGCAGCAGCAACAGCAACAACAGCGCCCCCAAGAGUCUGAUGGAGAACGACGCCUCGACAAAGAGGCUGAAAUUUGCAGGGACUCCAGAAAAUGAGCCUGCUGCUCCGAAGGCGUUGCCGGAGCAACAGUCCUCCAGAGCUUCCAGCAGUUCCAGUAAACAGACGACAGCAGCAUCUCCUCCUCUGAUGAGUCCCGACCUGCAAGCCGCCAACAGAGACCCAUCCUGCUGUGCGGUGGUUCCUGGUCAGGAGAUGCUGUUGGAGAUCUGUAAAGGCCGAUCCGGACUCGGGCUCAGCAUCGUGGGCGGAAGAGACACGCAGCUGGACGCCAUCGUGAUCCAUGAGGUUUACGAGGAAGGAGCUGCAGCCAGAGACGGGCGACUGUGGGCCGGAGACCAAAUACUCGAGGUGAACGGGGUGGACCUGCGCGGGGCGUCCCACGAGGAGGCCAUCGCCGCCCUGCGUCACACGCCGGCGAAGGUCUGCCUGACGGUGCUGAGGGACGAGGCUCAGUACAGAGACGAGGAGAACCUUGACCUCCUGAAGGUGGAGCUGCAGAAGAGGAGCGGCCGAGGGCUGGGGCUCAGCAUCGUCGGGAAGAGAAGUGGCAGCGGUGUGUUUAUCUCCGAGGUGGUCAGAGGGGGCGCUGCUGAGCUGGACGGUCGUCUGAUGCAAGGAGAUCAAAUCCUGUCGGUCAAUGGAGACGACGCAAGACACGCCUCCCAGGAAACUGUCGCCGCCAUUCUGAAGUGUGCUCGAGGUCCGGUCGUGUUGGAGCUCGGACGCCUCAAAGCUGCAACCUGGAUCUCCUCCAGACGCAACUCACAAGGAAGCCAGAUGAGUCAUGUGAGUGGGAACAGCUCAGGUGUAGUGGCUCCGCCCCUCCCAAAUACCUCAACAUUGUGUGACCCGGUGACCCCCGACCCCCCGAAGUUGACCUCCACCGGGCCCCUGCUUCUCAACAACAACACAAAGUCCACCCGUGACAUCACUUCCUGCUCUAACAGCACAGGGGGAGACGCUGGCGUCCGUACGGUGGACAUCACAAGGGUAAAUGAAAAAAGUGUCAGCGACUCCCUCGGGGUUAGUAUAGCGGGGGGGAAGGGCAGCCCGCUGGGUGACAUCCCCAUCUUCAUCGCUAUGAUUCAGGCCAACGGGGUCGCCGCCAAGACACACCGGCUCAAGGUGGGCGACAGGAUCGUCAGUAUCAACAGUCAGUCAGUGGACGGUCUGUCACACGGCGACAUCGUCGCCAUGCUGAAGAACAGCUCCGGAAGCAUCCGCCUGCAGGUGGUAGCAGACACCAACAUCAGCGCCAUUGCCACUCAGGUGGAGAGUUUGUCCAGCAGCUCCAGUCUGCCGGCUGACACACACAAAGCAGAGCCAGAGGGUCCGCGGCCCCGCAACAUCAGUCUGGAGAAAGGCUCCGAGGGACUCGGCUUCAGCAUCGUCGGAGGAUUCGGCAGUCCACACGGAGACCUGCCCAUCUACGUCAAGACCGUCUUCAGCAAGGGCGCAGCGGCGGUGGAUGGCCGCCUGAAGCGGGGCGACCAGAUCCUGUUGGUGAACGGAGAGAGUCUGCAGGGAGCGACACACGAGCAGGCGGUCGCCACCCUGAAGAAACAGAGAGGCACCGUCACACUGGACAUCCUGUCAUAACACACACAACCACACAACCACAUUGCAUGCUACACAUUUGUAUCGCCUGCAUACACACGCCUAUGAAAACAGAUGCUCUUGUGAUUUCCUUCACACACUUUAACUCUUGGACUACGAAUCAUCGUGGAUCCUGAACUCUGAACUGUCCAACAUGCAAAAAAGCUUCAGGCGGUACCAACACACACACACACACACACACACACACACACACACUGAUGUCUGACACCAGUGGGUGACCACUUGAAUACCUGAAAGAGUUUCUCAACCUCGGUGUGGGGCCCACAAGUGGGUUCACGUGAUGCGUAGAUGUGGUCCCGAGAAACAUCUGAUGUAUUGAUAUUUGUUUGGGUCUGAGCAAGAGGAUCUUGGCUUUAAGAGAAAUCGGACACUUAAACACGGUCACAAGCCAGAAAAGGUUGAGAAACUCUGUAACUAGACACGCUAUUAAAUCAGAAUAUCGUCAAAGAACAAAUAUCACUAUGGAGUCAUGAUGAAGUGGCUUUAUUGCCAGCCUGCACUAGUUAAUGCAUUCAGUUGGGUUUGUUUUCUUGUUUGUGAUCCAGAAGAACAAAAGGGACACCUGUGUGAUGGUGAAGUGUUCUCCGACACCGCUGCACACGUUACGUUACCCUCCAAUCAGAACAAACAGCUGUUUUAGAUAAGGAGCUAGUCAUCAAAAGGGAACUUUGCUUUUCAAAUUAGCAGUAAAUGUGCAUUUUCCAACAUGGAAAUAACAGUUAACGCGUUAACAGUUAAUUCAGUUGAACAAUUUCUCUUAAAUAUUGUCAGACUUCCAUAUCUAAAAAUAAUAAUAAAAGGGAAAAUCCACUCAUUCGGUCAUUACAAAUUACGUUUAUUCAUGGAGUGGAUCAUUCCUACGAUUCAGUGUCAGGUUUACUUUUUAAAGAAAAUCAAAGAAUUUAUUGGUGAUUUUCUUUUAACUUAAAAAAAUUUAGAAAAUUGGAUUACAAAUUGAAAACAAUGAACCUUAGUUAAAACUGAGACCAUAUUAAAAAGUAAUAGACACUUGUUGUUGAAAGGUGUUAUCUAUUUACACAAUGUACACAUUUCUGUUAAAUGAGGUAAGGCUGUUAAAGUGUCCUAGUUAGUUAGCUAUCUUAGAAAAAGUGCCACCAUUCAACACAAACUUUGAUAACCAUGUAAUUCCUUGUACGCACACAUUUCUUCCAGUAAUGAAUCCAUAUUGACACAUAAAGGAUAAAACAAUAUUAAUGUUAAAUUAAAUAUGUGUCUCUGUGGAGAUGAAUCUCAGGACUUGGUGGGCUUGGAGAACCCCUGUCGCCCCCGGCAACAGAUGCAGUGUCUUCCACAUGAUUUCAAUCAGGGAGAUAAAAUUAUAAAAAUAUGUCUCCGUGGAGAUUUAAACUAUAAAAGGCUUUCUAGAAGCAGGCGUGAAUAAAAGCAAAAGACUGACAUUUAUAAAAACUAUUGUUCUCUGUUCAGAUUCAGACUUAUCAGUUAUCAGUGCCAUCACUGUAGUUCCAGGAAGUGGUUAGCCUAGCUUAGCACAAAGACUGUAUGUAGGUGGAGAUUAUCCAUCAAACAACUCAAAAUAAUCCAAUUCACAGGUUAAAUUUGGUUUAUUUAAUUGUUGUAGAAAUAGCAAUUCAUGUUUAAAUUAAGGGGGAAAAUGUUUUAGUGUCGACUGCAGAUUAGCAUCAGUUAAUACGUUUUAAUUGGUUUCUGAUUGGAGUAAAGGGUUGAAAAAUAGCUUUGAAGACAUCUCUUAAUAUUCACCAUAAAUAACAAAUGAUGGUAUUUUUAAGAUGUGAAAAUACCAGAUGGCUUUGUUUGACCCCUUAAAAAACUAAUUCCAUGCAGGAAUCUCAACAUAUAUUACAACCCAUUAUGUUUAAUGAAUGCAUUUGUCAUCCUUGUAAAAACGGGGUCAUUGUUGUAAGAGAUUGGUAAAGGCGAUCUUUUAAAACAAAUGGAGGCGGCGGACGUUUAAAAUGUAUUUGGGACUGUAAAAAUAAUUUUUUAUCAAAGUCUGAAUGUCCAAAGUCAAGAAAAUGGUGUUGCUCGCAAUAUUGAGGGUGUCGCUCUCAAGGAGUGAAACAUAACUCGCGUAACCUAAACAUGUUGCUAGCUAACCUGAGUUUUUGAGGGAGAACAUGAGGAUUUAGCAACAUGUCAGACCGUUGCUUUCAGUCUUAAAUUGUACAACGUGAAGUUACUUGUGUGUUUGCAGAGCUUUGCUGAAGCCUAGUAUGAUACUGCGGUUUGUUAAUCCUUUCAGAUAUUUGAUGUGUAAUUGAGGUAUUGAGCAGCAGCUGUACAGUUUGUGCUGAGCAGAAUCCUGUACUUUAAACAUAUCAAUCGAGUGCAAAACACUUUAUGUUAAGCCUGUUCUUGUCAUAAUCACGGUCUUAAUUGUUGGUACUUGUAUUUGAAGUUGUCGGAGUAGAUGAACUGUAAUUUAUUUGUGUGAUCUCACUGGAAAUUAACAAUGUAUUAUUAGUUUUUUUUAUUAUUACGAGCACCGACAUCUUUGUCCGACGGAAACCCUGCAGCUUUGGUUCGCCUUCACACAGGACUCCUUCAGAGUCGCUGCCAAAAACCAGCUGAGGUUGCACUUUAUUUUACUUCCUUUCUUCAUCAUUUCCUCACAAGCUUCCUGUUGGUACUAUUUAUAGAGAACAAAGAGGGAUCUUUUAGAGCACAAUAGAUGAACAAUUAAUAGAUUGAGCCUCUCUUUGAGGACCAAUUCCUGUGAAAUGCAACUGCUAAAAUUAUGACAUAGUUGAAAAGUGGGAGGAAUUAUUUCAUGUGCCCCCAGGCGGCAGAAGUUCCAUUGUUUUUAUCCAUUGACAAUGUAAUAAAACUUUUUUUGCCUACA
This is a messenger RNA of Cyclopterus lumpus (lumpfish), 8761 nucleotides long. RefSeq names its product PATJ crumbs cell polarity complex component (gene patj). The coding region runs from base 91 to 5901 and encodes 1936 amino acids. The record is from RefSeq and is a predicted model, not a curated record. The transcript is spliced from 48 exons. NCBI's taxonomy places the organism in Eukaryota, Metazoa, Chordata, Actinopteri, Perciformes, Cyclopteridae. Gene Ontology annotation, molecular function: protein binding.